Molecule: messenger RNA, 1985 nt
Organism: Aplosporella prunicola CBS 121167
Lineage: Eukaryota; Fungi; Ascomycota; Dothideomycetes; Botryosphaeriales; Aplosporellaceae
Exons: 3
Coding region: 182-1768 (528 amino acids)
Molecular function (GO): oxidoreductase activity, acting on paired donors, with incorporation or reduction of molecular oxygen; iron ion binding; heme binding
Source: RefSeq, a predicted model, not a curated record
CUGCGAACCAAAGCGACGGGAAGGUGGCGAUAAAACUAUCAACUAUAUCGGCCUACUUUUAAAGAUUGACGACUUCACACGACAAACUCCAAUUCGAGCCUUUUUAACUGCACUUGCCUAGGUCGUCGAGAAGUAGAGUCCGGUUGUUCAUUUUUUCUUCCAUUGCAUACAGCGAGGCGUUAUGGAGUCUGCACAAUCUCUGCUUUCUCACCCAACCGUUAUCCUCGUUGCGGCACUGCUUGUGUUAUACACUUUUUACGGCGCGCUCUACCGUCUUUGUCUCAGCCCAGUUGCCCACUUCCCAGGUCCGCGUCUUGCCGCAUUGACGUUCUGGUAUGAAUUCUACUAUGACGUCGUUCGCAAGGGGAGCUAUACGUGGGAGAUUAUGCGCAUGCAUGAGAAAUAUGGGCCCGUUGUCCGGAUCAACCCGUACGAGCUUCACGUCAGCGAUCCAGCGUUCUACGAUCAGCUCUAUGCGGGACCGGGCAGGAGGACGGAGAAAUGGUCCUGGUCAGCAAAGAUGUUCGGAACGACAGACGCGGCCGUUGGGACCGUAUCUCAUGAGCUGCACCGCCUGCGCCGAGCCGCGCUGAAUCCGUUCUUCUCUAAGAGAUCUGUUACGCGUCUGGAACCCGUCAUCCAGGCCAAUGUCGACAAGCUAUGUCAGCGGCUACAGGCCUUUACUGGAACCGCGCAGCCAGUGAAUCUAAGAGAUGCUUUUACGGCACUGUCUGCAGACGUGAUCGGCAGCUUUGCGUUUGGCCGGUCUUACGGCUUUCUCGAUGUGCCCGACUUCAACCCUGGAUGGCACAAGCUUAUGAUCGAUCUAAGCCGGGGCACGCACUUGAUGAAGCAGUUCGGCUGGCUCUACACCAUCAUGACCCAUAUUCCGCAGAAACUAGUCUCGAUCGUCCAUCCGCUCACGAAAGAACUCUUCGACGUGCAAAACGGCAUCACGCAGCAGAUCGAAGAAAUCAAAAGCAAAGGCACCGAAGCCCUCUCAAAAGCCGCAGACACAGAAGCCCACGCGCCCACAAUCCUGCACGACAUCCUGCACAGCAGCAAGCUGCCCGCCAGCGAACUCAGCAACCACCGCCUCACAGAAGAAGGUUUCACACUGAUCGGGGCCGGCACAGUCACGAGCGCGCACACCCUCGCCACAACCGUAUACCACCUGCUCGCAAACCCAGAGCAGCUCGCGCACCUGCGCGCCGAGCUCGCCAGCCCCUCUACCCCCUCCAACCCAAGCUGGACAGACCUCGAGCAGCUGCCGUACCUCUCCGCCGUCGUGGCCGAGGGCCUCCGCCUCUCCUACGGCGUCUCGCACCGCCUGCCGCGCAUCUCGCCCGACACGGCUCUACACGUCCCUAACUACGCAUUGGCCAUCCCGCCCGGCACGCCCGUCAGCAUGACGCAGAUGCUGCUGCACGACAACGCGGACAUCUUCGGCUCGCCGCGCGCGUUCCUGCCGCACCGCUGGCUGGGGCCAGAUGCGCCGGAGCUGCGCAGGUUCCUCGUGCCGUUUAGUCGCGGGACGCGCCAGUGCGUGGGCAUGAACCUCGCGUAUGCGGAGAUAUUUCUUACGCUGGGGAGGCUGUUUAGGCCGGUGGGGGAGGGGGGCCUGGCGUUGGAGCUGUGGCAGACGGGCAGGUCCGACGUCGAUGUCGCGCAUGAUUUUUUUAAUCCUGUGCCCCGGUUGGGGUCGAAGGGCGUGAGGGUGUUGGUGGGGAAGGGGUCCGAGGAGCGGGGUGAAGGUGGGGAGGUAUGACUGUGGAGGGGCGUGGAAUCGUUGCAUGGGUUUGAUUGAGUGGCGGUGCGUUGUGCGAAUUAGAUCUGCAUGUUCUCGGGAGGAUGAGUACUCCACCAUCGGAGGUAGUUUGCUUUUGAAAGCUCUAUAGACACUUACUAGACAGUGUUGAAGUUGCACAUUUCAGUAAGAGUACAUCGUUAAGUCCCGAUAUAGCUCUUCUAUACCUAGUCUUCUG